AUGGCUAUUACGACGGAAACCCCCACGAUCGGUGUUGUUAUUCCAGCUGCUGGGCGCGGCACAAGAGCAGGUCACGGCUGCCAGAAGGCAUAUCGUCGAAUCGGGGGAGAUACAGUUCUCAAUCGCGUUAUCAAGCUUUUCCGGUCAUGGGACGCGAAUUGUCCGAUUAUCAUCGUGCAUCAUGAGGCUGAUACAUCUUUGCUGGAAGCUUCCAUAGAUCGUGAUUUCAAUAUAUAUUCUACGACGGGAGGCGUCGAGCGACAGUUAUCUGUGCUACAGGGCUUGCGCUUCCUCUCCUCCCUCCCGCACAGCCCGACCCACGUUUUCAUUCAUGAUGCGGCGCGUCCAUUUGCAUCUCAUCGUCUCCUCAAUGAUGUUUUGGAAUCAUUGAUCAACGAUCCCUCAACUGGUGUGAUACCUGCCAUUGCGGUUUCCGAUACACUGAAAAGAACCGACUCGAACGGGUUGAUAACGGCUACAGUUCCACGCGAUGAGCUUUUCCGCGCCCAGACACCCCAGGCAUUUGCACUGGAAACAAUCUUACAACUCCACGAAACGGCAACUACUUCUAAUUCUUCCUACACGGAUGACGCCUCGCUCUUCGAGGAAGCAGGACUACCAGUCCGCAUUGUACCCGGCGAUUCCCAAAACCUGAAAUUGACAUAUUCUUCUGAUUUCGAAGAAGGUGAACGACUGCUCCGAGCCAAUAGCCAGAUACCCGUAUCGGUACCUGACGUCCGCGUCGGACACGGGUAUGACACGCACUCUCUCGUCCCAGGUAAGGAGAUUACACUGUGCGGCGUCAAAAUCCCACACACCGCAACACUCCUUGGGCAUUCGGAUGCAGAUGUGGGUCUUCAUGCUCUGACGAAUGCGUUUCUCGGCGCGAUUUCCGCUGCGGACAUAGGAAGCCAUUUCUCGCCGAAGGAUGAACGAUGGAGGGGUGCUUCAUCUGAUCAGUUCCUAAAACAUGCGGUCCUACUUGUUAGGGAGGCUGGUGGUGUUAUUACACAUUGCGAUGUGAGCUUUGUGUGUGAGAAGCCGCGGAUUAGCGAGCACCGUGAGGCUAUGCGGGACUCGGUUGCUGGUAUUGUGGGAUUGGAUAGUAGUCGUAUCUCGGUUAAGGCGGGGACAAAUGAACGCAAUGGGUUUGUGGGGCGCGAAGAGGGGAUCGUGGCUUUUGCUACGGCUACGGUGGUGUUUCCAGGUGUUGUGCUGUAG
This is a messenger RNA of Penicillium soppii, 1221 nucleotides long. Its product is annotated as 4-diphosphocytidyl-2C-methyl-D-erythritol synthase. The transcript has a single exon. The coding region runs from base 1 to 1221 and encodes 406 amino acids. Gene Ontology annotation, molecular function: 2-C-methyl-D-erythritol 4-phosphate cytidylyltransferase activity; 2-C-methyl-D-erythritol 2,4-cyclodiphosphate synthase activity. Gene Ontology annotation, biological process: terpenoid biosynthetic process. NCBI's taxonomy places the organism in Eukaryota, Fungi, Ascomycota, Eurotiomycetes, Eurotiales, Aspergillaceae. The record is from RefSeq and is a predicted model, not a curated record.